AUGGAGGAAGACACGUCGACUACGGAUGCCACGCUUUCGCCCCAAGAUGAAGCCGAGGGAGACGUAAAGCAUGACGGGAUCGAGGAGGUCGUCGCAGCCGAGAGCAGUGUACCGGGCCCUCUCAAGCGAGAGCAUGUGACCAAGCGCCUAAGUGUUUUGGGACGCAACCCGUUCACGCAAGCACACAUAUACACCACCGCGACGCUUACUGGCUUACACCUUUCAGACGUCGAAGCGAUUCGUGAGUUUCCCCAUAUUCAGCACUUGGUGUGCAACCAAAACGAGCUCCAGUCGCUGGCGCCGCUGCAAAAUAUCCGGUUGCUUUUGACGUUAGACGCUGCUGAAAACCAUCUCACGGAGGUAUUAGACUUCGAGGUGCCAAAGUGCUGUCCAGGUAACGCCUGGGUGGAUGGAGCUCGGUGGAUCGGAUCGCUGCUGCGCAAAGCCACACUUGACAAGAAUCGCAUCGUGUCCAUGCCUCGACAUGAGCUGGCAACAACGCAUCCCUUCCUGCUGGAGCUUCGUUUGGCACACAACGCAAUUGAGGAGAUAUCGAGCGUGAGUCAGCUUCGCUUCUUGCGGCUGCUGGACCUCUCUCACAACCGCUUGACGUCCAUGCGUGGCUUGGUGGCUGGCGAAGAAGCACCGAGAGGACUCCAGGCGCUGGAGACGCUGUUGUUGAGCCACAACCAGCUCACAAACAUUGAUUCGGGGGUCGCUCUACUCCCACGACUGACACACCUGGAUGUGGCCCACAACCAGCUUCAGACACUGUCGAGUCUCGGGGACUGCAUCCGCCUACAGCGGCUGGAGCUUGCGCACAACCGCGUGACGGACAUCAACGAGCUCAACUGCUUGGCUGGUCUCCGCUUCCUCGGGCAUCUUUCGCUCGAUGGUUGCCCGCUCGUGGAGGCGCAAGUCUCGCGUGUGUUCUACCGCGCACGAGUGUUGCGAAGGCUGCUGCAACUCCAGAGGCUGGACGACGAGCAGGUGACGUCCAAGGAGAAAGUGAAGGCGCUCGUCAUGCACGGCAGCGACCUGGACGCGCGUCGACGCGUCGCAGCCAAGUACCUGCCAGGCCAAGAGUUCGCCGACUUCCUCCCCCCGCUUGACUUCGAGGGCGACGAGCAGCUCGAGCUCCCACUCCGUCGAACGCCGUCGAGCAUUCCAGUCGACGACACGCAGAACCAGGCGAGCGAGUGA
Molecule: messenger RNA, 1203 nt
Organism: Phytophthora sojae
Lineage: Eukaryota; Oomycota; Peronosporomycetes; Peronosporales; Peronosporaceae
Exons: 4
Coding region: 1-1203 (400 amino acids)
Molecular function (GO): protein binding
Source: RefSeq, a predicted model, not a curated record